AAAUUUAAAACCGUAGGCUUGCACGCGCUGGUAUGAACUGACCAAUUAUUAGGAUUUGAAGGCUCGUUUAAGGAUGACGUCAGAGUGAAGUCCGCAAGGAGACCGUUCAGGUGAAAGGAGGUUGAGGUGGAAAACACGCGAUGCUCGGGAAGGAGAGUCUGAGGAUUCAGUCAUUUCAUCCUUUCGAGUUGUCGUUAAAUUAAAACGUAGAGAAUAUAAUCAAAGAUUAAUCUCGCCGCCCGCCAGUGAUUACGACACACGGUGAACGGCAGCCUUCGACAGAGGCGCGAAUAUGAUGCGCGCGCUGCUGUCCAGCCAUCGCUCCGUCUCGAGCUUGCGAUGCUUUUGUCACACAGACUGAGGGGAAAUCAAGCGCAACAGUUACCCGCUAUUCUUGAUCCUUGGCCGGACUAGAAUCCAGAAGAAUCACUACCGGGAUUAGGUGAUGUGAUAACCUCUGUAAGACACGAAAGGGAACGGACGCAUCUUUUGGGGAUGUUUUUUUGUAGUGAACGUCGUCGCCACCAUAGAAACGUGGUGGCACUCGCCGCUGAUGGGGUGAACUAGGUUACGGAGAGGUCCUGACGGUGGACCGCUGCGCUAUUUUUCAUCCUGGACCGUGUGUGCCGUGAUAAUACAUGUUAGUGAAAAAUGCAAGGGGUGACGGUGACGGGAGAAGCGCCCACAUUGAAUGGGGGCGGAAGGGAGGAGCAGCGUCCCCUCAAGCAGUCCCUGAGUGGCUCACUGUGCAGAGAGUCCCACUGGAAGUGCCUGCUGCUCACCUUGCUCAUGUACGGCUGCUUUGGCACGCUAGGCUGGUGCUCCCUAUACCGGAUCACCGUAAUUACUUUUGAUGACCAAGCCUACUUCUACAAAGGCAAUGCCCGACUCUACCACGACAGCCCGUGUUCCAACGGCUAUGUCUAUAUACCUGUAGCCUUCCUGGCUAUGCUGUACGUUGUCUACUUGGUGGAGUGCUGGCACUGCUAUUCGAAAACAGCUAACCUUGCUAAGGUGGAAAUCAGUGAGGUAUAUGACAGGAUACAGCGGUUGCAACAAGCCACACCCUGCAUCUGGUGGAAGGCCAUCAGCUACCAUUACGUACGUCGUACCAGACAGGUGACGCGCUACCGAAACGGAGACGCCUAUACGACUACACAGGUGUACCAUGAAAGGGUCAACACGCACGCAGCAAGCUCUGAGUUUGAUUAUUCACGUCUCGGUGUCAAAGACGUUUCGAAAGAGCUGCAGGGCCUGUUGGAACAUCCUGUCACUCGCUUGCGCUUCACCAAGUGCUUCAGCUUCGCCAGCGCUCGAGCCGAGACCGCCUACCUCACGCAGCGAGCACGCUUCUUUGGGGACAACGAGGGCCUGGACGACUAUAUGGAAGCGCGGGAGGGCAUGCACCUUAAAAAUGUUGACUUCCGGGAACACAUGCUGGCCUUCCCCGACCCAUUGCGACCGCCCUGGUACACCAGACGCUGGGUGUAUUGGCUGGCCUCGGCUUUCCUGCUAUCGUGGCCUCUUCGUGUGAUUGCAGAGUACCGUACUGCAUACGUCCACUACCAUGUUGAGAAACUGUUUGGAGAAAACGAGGAUGCAAAUGACAAUGAUAAUACGGAGGCAGGAAAUUACUGUACGGGCUUCGAGCAUGGCACUGGGGGUCCCACUCUGCGCGUCAUAUCGCGGGUCAACACGGUGGAUAUGACCGAACUUGAAUGGCACAUUCGCUGUAACCAGCAGAUGGUGCCUAGCUACUCCGAGGCCUUGCUUAUGGAUUUGGAAAUGAAUACAAACACACCAUUAUCAGUUGCAAUGGCUGCACGUAUGCGACGCAAUUCUAGCUACUUCCUUCAGAGCUGCCCCAGGUGCCGGCGCUCAACAAGCAGCUCUUCGCUCCCUUCAUGGUUUAGAGGGAACAUGGCUGCGGGUACAAACUCAUUCCCCAUUAGACCUGGUGGUAGGCUUUCUCUUAGUCGCAGCGGUUUCUCUCUUGGCCGGUUGCAUACCGCAAGAAGCCGCCAUCCCUGCCUGUUUCACUCGAGAAGCAUCGGAGGUGGAAUGGGCGGCCGUGUGGAAGAGGGUGGUGGGGGUUUCCUUGGUCUUGGGUUUAGAGUGCCAGAUGAGGAGAGGAGGGGUGUAUUAGAGAAUGAGGGGCUAGAAGACGAUGACAUAGAGGAGACAGGGCAGGAACAAGUGGAGGAGAGGGAGAACGGAGAGGCCAGGGAGGAUGAGAGAGACAGGCCACCCACUUACCAAGAUGCUCUUUACUUUCCUGUGUUAAUCAUUCACGGGGAGGAGAGCUGUCAUGGGGGGCAUGGCAUUGACACGGGUUAAAUGAACCAAUAUGAUGUAAAGAAUGAUUGAAGUGGCUUUUGAAAAGUAGAGGCAGAUUGACAUCUGGGUGCAGAUGGGAGACAGGGAGACCGAGACGUCGAGGAAGAGAGGGGAAUUUUGACCAGAACCAGGAUAGAAAUGUUGAAGAGACUGAUUUGUGUCUCUGUAACACUGAAAAACAAUUUGUUCAUGAAUUGUAGAAUGUUGUUGGGAUUGAAAUGAAAGUAAUAUACAUCGGUCAUGUCAAAUCCAAGUCGACUCACUUGAUACGGACUGACCCUAAAUAUAUAUAUGUAGUACAUACCUAGUAGAAAAUACUUAUAGGCAUGGAACAUCAGUGUCCUAUAUCAAUCUUAAUGUCCUAUUAUUGAAAUCUCUGGCAUAUCAUGUCCAUAACAAACUAAAAGAUCAGCGUGUCCUCCUUUUGACCAUGGGAAUAAUGUACUAUACAUGAAAAGCUUGGCGUCUGCAACCUGCUUUUAACAUUGCGAAGCAGUUUUUGCGACUCCACAUUAACGUGAAAAAGCCCAUGCUGGUGUAGUUUUGUAAAUCCAUGCGUCGACAACAUGCAAGUUGCUUAUGGAAAAAGGGACUGAGAUGUGAACUGCAUUUACUGAAGUUCUAAAUAGAGAUUAGAAAGAAACAAGAAUAAAAAAUCUACUAAGGUAGAUUUGAUGAAAAAAAACAAUAAACUAAAUGGUCCUCAGGGGGGAAAGUUUAAAAAAAACUAAAUAAUACUAGACCUAAUAAAAAGGGAUGGUAAAAGAUCAAUGGGUGAAUGUAGGCUGGUGAAUUGUAAUCCCUCACUGUUUGACACUGUGCUUUAAUCCACUGUCCUGGCUAAUGACUUCUUUUAAUCUCCUGUUCUUUUUAAUUGCCUGGUAGAAGCACGGUGCUUAUGACUUCACUUAUCUCUGCCUUAGAGGUUUCUUAUGUCAGCCUCAUGUCUACUGCAGCCAACUGAAAGUAGAUCUGUUCAGCAGCAACUCAAAUGUAUUCCUUUUUAUUCUCCUGCAUACAUUCGUUUUUCUAUGGUGGGGAGUUUCCAUCGACUUCUAUUGUUUUUAUACUGAGCUAAUGAUAUUUUCUAUCCCAUGCCCUUAAACCUAACCCUCACAGAAAUGUUUUUGCAUUUUUAGAUUAUCAUUACCGCAUCAUUUAGUGUGUUUAUAAAACCAUUGUCCUUGAUUUGCUGGGACAUCCAUCCAUCCAUUUGUAGGCCUCCACAUUCCUUCCUUCCUAGACUGUUAGAAUGUUUAAAAAGUUAUUGGAUUAAGCUUGUUUCAGUUUAAUACAACUAUUGUUAAGAGAUAAAAUAGACAACACACUAUACAAAGUAGUGCAACAGUCCACCGUCCCAUGUAGUCACAUCGGUGGUAUACACUUAGAAGAGCAAACAAGCAUAAAAAUAUAAGUGUAGGUCAGUACAAGCACAAUGUGUCACCUACUUUACGAACAGUGCAGGGAUUGAGUUAAAAUAAGCUGUCCUUGGAAACACUGAAGAAACGAAUGUAUAAACACAGCCUUGCACAUGGAGAGGAUAUUAAUAAUAAAAAAGGUAAAGUCCAAAGCACACACUAAGAGCAUACCUGUAUUGUUUGCAGGAUUUCUACUUAUCAAAUUAUUGCUAAUACUUCAACAAGCACUAGGCAUAUCUGUCAGCGAUGAGGAAUUGAUUACAGUGGCCAUGACCAUGAUGCUCUUAUUAAUAAAGUCAAACCAUUAACAAUGUGUUCAUUGACUGCUUUUUUUAUUAUUAUUUAUUCAUGUAUUUGACUAAAACUGCUGUAUUAUUAUUAGUCAUUUAAAAAAAAAACAAUUUACCUAAAUUGCAGGUAUCAUCACAACAAGCAGUAGGCUAUAUGCAAUAUUAACUCACAUAGUACAGUGUUUUAUAGAGUUUUGAUAGAACCGGAAAGUCAUAGAUGCUUCAUUUGACUUUGAAUGACCCUUUAGUAUUAAUUAAUAAUGCUGUGAAAUUCUGGAUUUCGUCUCAGUAACUCGAGGCUAAUGACCAGAGUUGUUUUUAGGGUUGGAUCAAUGCAGACUUGGCAAACAUCUCCACUCUUGUUGGAGAUGUGCUCAGCAGUGUUUCACGAACAGUGAAUAUUCUAUGAUUACAUAACUGAAUGCAUAAUAAUUUUGCAAUUCCCAACAAUGAGCUUUGAAUUUCUUGGGAUUUUCACUAUGGGUAAGCAAAUCUCACCACGUGCUACACUACACAGGCUCAAAUCAUGUGUGUUUGACCAAUGGCUCUACCUAGUGGUGGUUUUCACAAUGAAGCCUUGGGACGUUUGAAGUGUUAUUAUGAGGAAAAGUACAAGAUGGUGUAAAACUGAAUAUAGGUCUAAAUGAAAAUAUAAUUUAUAAAUUUUUAUAACUGCAUGGAAUGUCAGGAAUCUUGCAGGGAAUUAUGUUGCAAGCAAGGCAUGUCGUCCUCCCUCCUCUCCUCUCCUCUCCUCUCCCUCCCUCCUUAUAAUCUGUGUUUGAAGGACAGGGCAGCAGUUCUCUCAUUGCUGCUGACAAAUAAUAGGGGAAGUGAGAGAGAGCCAAAGGAGAGUGACUGUGUGUUGCAUAAAAGGACACAAAGCAGACCUGGUAAGUCAAACAUCGAAACCAUGCAUUCAGCAAAUAUUCAAACAUUUUCAGAGUAGAAUGAAAAUACUCAAUUAUAGAUUGAAAUUUUAAAUAUGUACAUAGCAGGAUUGUCUGAUUCAGGAAACUCUAAUUCCAAUAAAAUGGAAUCUUGUUGCUAAUAAUGCCUUUCCAAUGAGCCUUGCAUUCCACUGCCAUUGGUAGCUUUCCAAAUACAGUGGUUGCAUUGUUUAAUUUAUUUCAUUGUUGAAUAUGUCCUUAUAUAAGUUAUAAGAGAAGUGAAGUAACAGUGGCGCUGAGAUAGGCUUUUCACUAAGCAGCUUGUUACCUCCCUUGAGCCUGAUGAUUCAGACUAGUGCUGCCAUCAGAGAUUUAGGUCACAGAGAACACAGCAUGUUGUCCUAGUGACAAUGAUGAGAACCACCUUUUCAAACAGGCCUACCCAUUUCCUUAAAUAAUGUGGAUUGCAUUUAAAUGUGUCUAAUAAUAGUUUAAAAAGAACCACUUUUUAUUCCAGGAGUAUUUCUCAGUGUAGGUACAUACUGUAAAUCUUUUAUAAAUUUGGGUGUGUGUUUGUGGGCCACUUUAUUAGGUACCUGGCCAACUAUCACAAAUAUCUCAUCAGCCAGUCGCUUAGCAGAAACUCGAUGCAUUUAGACUGAGCAUCAGAAUGGGGAAGGAAGAUGUUUUAAGUGACUUUGAACAUGGCGUGGUUCUUGAUGCCAGAUGGGCUGGUCUGAGUAUUUCAGAAACUGCUGAUCUACUGGGAUUUUCACACUGAAACAUCUCUAGGGUUUACAGAGAAUGGUCCAAUAAAUAUAAAAUACCCGAUGAGUGUCAAAAAUGCCUUGUUGAUGCCAGAGGAAAAUGGCCAGACUGGUUUGAGCUCAUAGAAAGGCAAGAUGGUAGGGUCAGAAUUUGGUGUAAACAAGGCUGCUGCUGGUGGUUUAACCCCUUAAAACAGUUGAGUAUCCUUUAAAAGUGUGCCCAACUUGUGAUAGCUCCUUCCAGGUGGAUAACACACCAUGCCACAAAGCUCAAAUUAUUCACAUUUGUGACCCUGGACCACAAAACCAGUCAUAAGGGUCAGUUUUUUUAAAUAGAGAUUUACACAUCAUCAUUGAUGUAUGGUUUGUUAGGAUUGGACAAUAUUUGGCUAAGAUACGACUAUUUAAAAAUCUGGAAUCUAAGGGUAAAAAAAAUCUAAAUAUUGAGAAAAUCGCCUUUAAAUUUGUCCAAAUGAAGUCCUUAGCAAUGCAUGUCACGAAUCAAAAAUUAGGUUUUGAUAUAUUUACGGUAGGAAAUUUACAAAAUAUCUUCACAGAACAUGAUGUCUAUUUAAUAUACUAAUGAUUUUUGGCAUUAAAGAAAAAAUCUGUAAUUUUGACCCAUACAAUGUAUUGUUGAUCAUUACUACAAAUAUACCCGUGCAACUUAAGACUGGUUUUGUGGUCCAGGGUCACAUUUGGAUGUGCAGCUGACAAAUCUGCAAUAUUUGCAUGAUGCUAUCAUGCCAAUAUGGACCAAAAUCUCUGAGGAACAUUUCUAGCAACUUGUUGAAUCUAUGUCACAAAUAAAUAAGGCAAAUCAAAAGUCAAACCUGGUACCUAACAAAGUGGUCCACGGUCAGCAUUUUUUUCUUGGAAAUAUAUAUUGAUUUUGGCAAUGUUAAUUUUCAAUCAAUCUAUGAAUGAAUCAAUCAAAUUAAUAAUAGUAAUAAAAUAAAAAACAGUUAAUUGAUCAAGUUGACAUUUUGUGAUGUGUGACACAUAGCAGAGCAAGUUGUCUCAACAGAGCCCACCUUUAAAUAGCUUAUAUUAAACAGUAAAACAUUUAUAAAACACAAAUUAAUGACAUUUAAAACAUGUGACAACUUGCCCCAACCUGUCAUUCAUAUUAAAUACCUUUGUCCUGAGGACAACCUUUCAGCUUCAAAAAUAUAGUUGUUUUAUUGCGUUCAAUUGUUUACCCAACAGCCAUAGCAAAAACAUGAUAUUCACAAAAAUGAUGCUAUUUACAUGAAUAACUCACAAAAUAGUCAAUUCACAAAAAUAUUGUCAUUAUUUAAAAGGGUUUUUGAAAUGGGUGUUUGAAAGCCAAUGUAUAAAAUAAAAAAACUUCUAUCGAGAAAACAAACGUGUAAUUUUAUUCGACUCCAAAUUUAGUUACUAAAAUAUUAUAAUUUUCUUUUUGAUUGAAAAUGUUUUCUUCCUCCACUGUCCAACUGGACUUGGUGUGGAGCAGCUGUGAAGUGAAGAACAACAGGAUGUCGAAGGACCAGCUGGACUCGGUGGUGAGCCACGCGGAGGGCUUGCUCUCAUUGGCCGCUCAGCUGCACGCGCAGUGUCAGGAGGAGAGCGCGCAGAUGGCCGCUCUCGCCGAGCAGCUGAGAGAGGAGAGCCAGAGUCUCUUCAGCCAAAGCGACGUGCUUCAACAGGACAUGGCUGAGAUGUGCAAAACACUGGAAGCUCUGAUGGACACUAAGGUGGCGUUUGAAGCCAAAGAGAGACAGGCUCGCAAACUAAGUAAGCAGCUCUAAAACAAUGGAGGAAGUAGCUUGUCAGGCCACAUAAAUUCAUGAAAUUGGCAUUGGCAGUAGAAAAUAAUGGUCUGCUAAUUCACAAUUUUAAAUGUGAUGAGGAAUUUCUUUUUUUAAAUAAAAUCUAAUCCUGAGAAAACAAGUUUGGGGCAGGGUGAUCUG
Molecule: messenger RNA, 7633 nt
Organism: Onychostoma macrolepis
Lineage: Eukaryota; Metazoa; Chordata; Actinopteri; Cypriniformes; Cyprinidae
Gene: tmem151a
Product: transmembrane protein 151B
Exons: 2
Coding region: 652-2337 (561 amino acids)
Source: RefSeq, a predicted model, not a curated record